UUCCGCUUGGCCCCCCGAGGGCGCCCCCCGGAUUCCCACGCGUGUCCCCCAUCCCGAAACGGUUUUUGGGGGGAUCCGCCCUGGCCCCCCUCGCCCCGCCCCGGUGUGAACGGGGCCCUUUGUGCGGCCCCGGAGAGCGGCGCCGCCCCCUCCCCACCCGCGACCCCUCCCCAGAACCGCGGUGGGGGGGGCAAAGAAACCCCCCCGACCCCUGACACCCUCCCCCAAAUCCUGAGAGCCCCCCCCCCCUCAAACUUCUGACAGGACGAGCCCCCCCGCGAGCAGGAUGGAGCCGGAGGAGGGUCUCAGUGGGCCGCCGUGCGCGGGUGCCCGCGGCCCUUCGGCCGCUGCCAUCAUCGGUGCCGAGGACGAGGACUUCGAAAACGACAUCGAGCCCACCCCCGAGGAGCAGAACAGCCAGUUCCAGAGCCUGGAGCUGCUGCGGCAGCACCCGCUGUCCCUCAUGGCCUUCCUGCAGCACGUCGUGCUCCAGUUCGACUCCUGCCCCGUGGUGAGAUGGGGAGGGGGCUCCCGCACCCCCCAGAGACCCCCCCAAACCGGGGGGGAGGGGGUGCUGAGGGUGACAUUUCCCCGGGGGGCGCCCAAGGGUGGGGGGGCUACACCCUGAGAGUAACUUCUGUCUCUGUUCCCCCCUCCCCGCCG
Parus major (Great Tit) is the source of this 663-nucleotide messenger RNA. Its product is annotated as rho guanine nucleotide exchange factor 1-like. The transcript is spliced from 3 exons. Gene Ontology annotation, biological process: G protein-coupled receptor signaling pathway. The record is from RefSeq and is a predicted model, not a curated record. Gene Ontology annotation, cellular component: cytoplasm. Lineage: Eukaryota; Metazoa; Chordata; Aves; Passeriformes; Paridae. Gene Ontology annotation, molecular function: guanyl-nucleotide exchange factor activity; G protein-coupled receptor binding. Bases 287 to 628 code for a protein of 113 amino acids.